Messenger RNA from Peniophora sp. CBMAI 1063, 243 nucleotides. NCBI's taxonomy places the organism in Eukaryota, Fungi, Basidiomycota, Agaricomycetes, Russulales, Peniophoraceae. The record is from the annotation of a GenBank genome assembly.
AUGUCUACAAAUACGGCGGGAGCCGUGGCAUCUGAUCAGGCCUGGAAGAACAGGGAGCAGGGCGCUGAGGCGGCCCACGCUCACUCGAAGGAGCAGGAGCAGCUUCAAGCGAUCCGGGCACGGCAAGAGGCGGACGCGCAGGCUGCGACGGAGUCGCGCCGCCAGGAUCAGCCUCAUGAGGGCGGCUACGGAGGGCAGGAGGAUCUUGAGGAUCGCUACGCGACGACAAGUGGAGAGCACUAG